AUGGUAUUAUUGUGUUUGAGACGUCGAAGUAAAGCCAAAUACAUCUUCAUGUUGGUAACUACCCUUUUUCUUUUUCAUAUAACGGAGAAGCUGUAUAAGCAUAAUGAUGUACAGCCGAAAAAUUCUGAACCGUCCGAAUAUGUUAGAACACUGUAUAUAAGACAUGACGUUAAAACAACAUCGGCAACAACGUUACCUCCAACAUAUAAAGUCCUUCCCUUUAGAGAAUUUCGGUAUCCUCUGGACAUCAACUUUACAGAACUUAUUAACAAUAUCAGCUCGAAAGGUUACACUGAUAUUGCUCCAAUUAAUGUGUAUCCGUUUACAUUUGCAGAACCUACGGAACGUAUCUGUGGGUCGGUAGAUCAGAUAUUCCUAUUGCUCAUGAUCAAAUCCGCACCAGGGAAUUUCGAUCAGAGACAAGCUGUCCGGGAAACCUGGGCGAAUAAAUCGCAUUUUGAAAAUUAUAAUAUCCGACACACCUUUUUACUUGCUAGGACAAUGAAUAAGAGCAUACAAGAACGUCUGUCACUGGAGAAGAAGAUGAAUCACGAUAUAUUGGAAUUCAGUUACAUUGAUGGCUAUUAUAACAACACAUUUAAAUCUACGGGGGGCAUCAAUUGGUGCGUUAAACAUUGUCCUCAAACUAAAUUUGUAAUGUUGUUGGAUGAUGACAUGUACCUUGCGACUGACUUCCUAUUAGACUAUUUGCAUGGGUUACCACAGGAUCUAUCCCACUCUCUCUUUGCCGGUCGCAUGUGGCAUGAUGCUCCUCAGAGAGGUCCAGAGCAGAAAUGGUAUAUGUCUUUUAAAGAUUACCCAUUCGACAGGUAUCCGCCAUUUCUCAGUGCCGGAGCUACUAUCAUGUCCAUGGAUAUAGUUAAGAAACUUCAGAUCGGAAUUCAGUACACAAAGAAAUUUAAGUUUGAUGAUGUGUUUUUAGCAAUUGUUGCUUAUAAACUCGGUAUAAAGCCCGUGCACCACCCAGGUAUAAGAAUACUGAAGCGUGUCCCGCACAAAGACAAGUCGUUCCAAACGAUUUUAGCCUCCCACGAGUAUGGAAAUCCAAAGGAUUUAAAGGCAGCUUGGCUUACACAUUUACAACUUAACAAAACUGAUGGUAUGUUGAAGCCAUGA
Molecule: messenger RNA, 1137 nt
Organism: Ylistrum balloti
Lineage: Eukaryota; Metazoa; Mollusca; Bivalvia; Pectinida; Pectinidae
Product: beta-1,3-galactosyltransferase brn-like
Exons: 1
Coding region: 1-1137 (378 amino acids)
Cellular component (GO): membrane
Molecular function (GO): UDP-glycosyltransferase activity; hexosyltransferase activity
Source: RefSeq, a predicted model, not a curated record